Molecule: messenger RNA, 884 nt
Organism: Solea senegalensis (Senegalese sole)
Lineage: Eukaryota; Metazoa; Chordata; Actinopteri; Pleuronectiformes; Soleidae
Product: galectin-1-like
Exons: 5
Coding region: 368-775 (135 amino acids)
Molecular function (GO): carbohydrate binding
Source: RefSeq, a predicted model, not a curated record
UGUAGUGAAUGGAUAACAGCAACACAAUCUAAUCCUUUAAAUUCCACAAUCCAAACUCUUUAAUCCACCAUGCAGGAAGUCAUGGAUUUUUUCUGGGUGUGAACAAUGAAUGUCAAAACCAACAUGGCCAUUUUUUGUUGAUGACGUUGUGCUAAAUGCUAAAGGCUAUUAUCCUGACCCCUUUGGCAUUGUUUGGUAAAUCAGUUCAGUCAUUCUUCUCCACAGUGCUGUGGUGGGUGAUCAGUAAACUGUUGGACUCCUCACUGAUGAAUCCUCCAUCUCAGUCGGACAGAAAAAAUACUGUGCCUGUGUGUCAAAGCCACCAUCCUACAUCUUCCAGGAUUCUUCACUAACACCAGGAUUCAACAUGAGCACACAUUUUGAAGUGAAGAACGUGGCUCUGCAAAAUGGAGAUCGGCUGAAAGUAAAGGGAGUGAUUUUGCCAGAUGCUCAGAGAUUCCAAAUCGACCUUGGCCGUGAUAAAGAUGACCUGGCACUGCACUUCAACCCUCGUUUCCAUGACGACAUUGACGGAGCUGUGCUUGUGUGCAACUCAAAGACUGCUGGUUGUUGGGGAGAUGAGAAACGGGAAGUAUACAACCCCCUAGAGAGAGGCACAGAUGUCAAGAUUGUAUUGAAACUGGAAGGAGACAUGUUUGAGGUGGAACUACCAGAUGGAUAUGAAGUCAACUUCCCUAAUCGUGUUGGCAUGGAUGUCAUCAACUUUGUCCGAGUCACCGGCGACUUCAAGCUGACGUCCUUCAAGAUCUGCUAAGAGAUACAGUUGCUCACACCUGUGUUUACUAGUUUGGUUUAAGGAUGACAAUUUAAGACUUGAUCACGUAUAAAAAAUAUCUUGCUAGUCAAGUGAUGUAGUCCCACAA